Messenger RNA from Lichtheimia ornata, 3897 nucleotides. RefSeq lists its product as uncharacterized. NCBI's taxonomy places the organism in Eukaryota, Fungi, Mucoromycota, Mucoromycetes, Mucorales, Lichtheimiaceae. The transcript has 19 exons. Gene Ontology annotation, biological process: resolution of meiotic recombination intermediates; sister chromatid segregation; DNA topological change. Gene Ontology annotation, molecular function: ATP binding; DNA binding; DNA topoisomerase type II (double strand cut, ATP-hydrolyzing) activity. The record is from RefSeq and is a predicted model, not a curated record. The coding region runs from base 1 to 3897 and encodes 1298 amino acids. Gene Ontology annotation, cellular component: nucleus.
AUGACCAUCUCUGACGACGAUUUCGAAUCCGACAACGACUUUAUCGAGUCCGAUGCCGAGUCUGAUUACGCUCCUGAAGAAGAGGAAGAAAGUCCACGUAAAAAGACCAAGACGACAUCUGCCACUCCCAAGAAGGCUGCCAAGCCCAAAGCACCAGCAGCACCCAAAAAGACAGCAGCCAGCAGCAAAAGCAAAGCUAAAGGGAUCGAUGUGAUGAUGAAAGAGGCAGCAGCAAAGUCGAGAGGCACGGAUGCAGAUGGCGAUAUCACGAUGAAAGAGGCCACUCCUUCUGAUGAAAACAAGUCUCCAGCACCAACAGCAUCAAAAGCAUCAUCCAAACCCAAAGGCGAUUAUGAGGAGCGUACGAUUGAGGAGAUUUACAAGAAAAAGACUCAGCUUGAACACAUCUUGUUACGUCCUGACACCUACGUUGGAUCCAUCGAGCUUGAGGAGCAGGAGAUGUGGGUCUAUGAUUCGGAUGAAGAUCUUAUCAAGCGACGCAAGAUCAAGUAUGUCCCUGGCUUGUACAAGAUUGUGGAUGAAAUCUUGGUCAAUGCAGCUGAUAACAAGAUUCGUGAUCCUACAAUGAACACCAUCAAAGUCUUGAUCGAUCGAGAAUCCAACUUGAUUUCAGUGUACAACAAUGGCCGUGGUAUUCCUGUGACGAUGCACAAGGAGGAGAACGUCUACGUACCCGAAUUGAUCUUUGGACACUUGUUGACAUCUUCCAACUAUGACGACAAUCAAAAAAAGGUGACGGGUGGUCGCAACGGUUAUGGUGCCAAGUUGUGCAACAUUUUCAGCACCGAAUUCAUUGUUGAGACAGCCGACAAAGAGCGCGAGCUCAAGUAUCGACAAACAUUCAACGACAACAUGUCAAAGAAGGGAAAGCCCAGAGUCACAUCCAACAAGCGUGGUGAAGAAUAUACGCGCAUUUCAUUCAAACCAGACUUGGCAAAGUUCAAAUUGACGGAGAUGGAUGAGGACUUUGAAGCAUUGAUCAAGAAGCGUGUGUAUGACUUGGCAGGCUGUGUACAAGGCGUCUCGGUUUAUCUCAAUGGCACCAAAAUUCCCAUCAAAUCAUUCCCAAAGUAUGCAGAAUUGUACACCAAGGUCCUUGAAACCAAGCAAGCCGAGAACAAGAAAUCCAUUGUCCAUGACACAGCCACAGAAUCGGAUCGUUGGCAAGUGAGCUUUUCCGUCAGCGAUGGUCAAUUCAAUCAGAUCAGCUUUGUCAACUCCAUUUGUACUGCCAAGGGUGGUGUGCACGUCAAUCAUGUUGUGGAUCAAAUCGUCAAAGCUAUCAUGCCUGCGGUGCAAAAGGGAUGUGGCAGCAAAAACAUCAAGCCCUUCCAAGUCAAGAAUCACAUUUGCAUCUUCAUCAAUUGUCUCAUUGAGAAUCCUUCUUUCGACUCGCAAACCAAGGAAAAUAUGACUCUCCGUGCAAGUUCCUUUGGCUCAUCGUAUAAACCAAGUGAAGCUUUCAUCAAGAAUGUGACCAAGUCGGGUAUCAUUGACAAUAUCAUCAAGUCAUUCCGUACACGUGAAGAGGAGCAGAUGGCUAAACAAGAUCGAGGUCAAAUGUCUCGUCGACUCAAGAUCCCCAAGCUCGAAGACGCCAACCUUGCCGGCUUGAGACCCCACAAUAAGAACUGUACACUCAUCUUGACGGAAGGUGAUUCGGCCAAGGCCCUUGUCCUCAGUGGUUUGUCGGUUGUUGGUCGUGAUUUAUAUGGCGUAUUCCCUCUUCGUGGUAAACUUCUCAAUGUGCGUGAUGCCAGCAACCAGCAAAUCAUGGGAAAUGCAGAAAUCAGCAACAUCAAGCAAAUCAUUGGUUUGAAGCACGGCAAAACAUACACCAGCGUGGAUGAGCUUCGAUAUGGCAAGUUGAUGAUUAUGACGGAUCAGGAUCACGAUGGCUCUCACAUCAAGGGUCUCAUUAUCAAUUUCAUUGAUGAAAUGUUCCCAUCCCUCCUUGAUAUCCCUGGUUUCCUUUUGGAGUUCAUCACACCCAUUAUCAAGUGUAAACACAAGCGCACCAAAGAAGAGAUUCCUUUCUUUACGAUCCCUGAAUAUGAGGCAUGGGCUUUGGAGAACAAUCGCAACAAUGAAUGGGAACCCAAGUACUUCAAGGGUUUGGGUACUUCCGAUCGAUCAGACGCCCGCAAAUACUUUUCAAACCUUGACUUGCACCGAAAGGAGUUCCAGACAGUGGAUCAAGACGACCGAAAGUUGAUCGAAAUGGCAUUCAGCAAAAAGAAGAUCAGUGAGCGUAAGGAUUGGUUGACUGGCUAUUCGCCUGAUAUUUACAUCGACCACAACGUCAACCGGAUCAAAAUCUCUGACUUUGUCAACCGAGAGCUUAUGCUAUUCAGUAUGGCGGACAAUAUUCGAUCCAUUCCUUCCGUGGUGGAUGGUUUGAAGCCUGGUCAACGCAAAGUUCUAUUCGGCACCAUGCGACGAUCCAAGAAUACCGAAGUCAAGGUCGCUCAAUUGGCUAACCACGUGGCUGGUGUUACCAAAUAUCAUCACGGUGAAGCAAGUGUCGCAGCUACCAUUAUUAACAUGGCCCAGGAUUUCGUUGGCAGCAACAACAUCAACUUGCUUGUCCCCGCUGGUCAAUUUGGUACUCGACAUGAGGGUGGUAAAGCUGCUGCUAGUCCCCGUUAUCUGUUCACGCGCCUAUCAAAGAUCACUCGACAUAUCUUCCACCCCGAUGAUGAUGAUAUCCUUGAUUACUUGAUUGAAGAAAACAAGUCCAUUGAACCCAACUGGUACGUGCCUGUUAUCCCAAUGGUGCUUGUCAAUGGUGCAGAUGGUAUCGGAACAGGUUGGAGUACGAGCAUUCCCAAUUACAAUCCCAAAGACAUUGUGGAUAAUCUUCUUCGAAUGAUGGAUGGCGAAGAGCCUCAGCCAAUGAACCCAUGGUUUAGAGGAUUCAGGGGAGCAAUUGAACCAACAGCCAUGGCAGGUCGAUAUUCAUGCAAUGGCAUUGCCAACGUUCAAGAAGAUAGCAGCAUCAAGGUGACAGAAUUACCAGUACGCUUGUGGACCGAUACCUUUAGAGACAACCUCGAAACCAUGCGUGAUCCCAAGGAGGGUAAGAAGCCUGAAAUCAACAUCUUGGAUUACAGCAACAACUCCACCGAUUGUGCCAUCGAAUUCACUGUCCAAAUUGAUGAGACCAACUUGAACAAGGCUGAGGACAUUGGUCUUCUCAAGGCGCUCAAGAUCCAAUCAACGAUUGCCACCACCAACAUUGUUUGCUUCGACAAGGAUGGUCGUCUGAAACGUUAUAGCGGCCCAGAAGAUGUGAUGCGUGAAUUCUAUCCUCUGCGUUUGGAAUACUACUCGAAGCGUAAGGAUUACAUGAUUCGUGUUCUCGAGGACCAGUUUAUGCGUUUGGAUAACAAGGCACGAUUCAUGGAGCUGGUGAUUGACAAGAAGUUGCAUUACAUCAAUCGACCAGAGGAGGAUGUCAUUGCCGACUUUGAAAAGCAUGGUCUCAAACGCAUCUAUCCUUUCAAGAAACGCAAUGUAUUGGCAACUGAGGACGAUGAUGAGGGAAGCCAACCCAGCGAACAACAACAAGGAUCAGAUGGUUAUGAUUAUUUGUUCUCUAUCAACGUUCGUGGCUUUACAAUGAAGAAGGUCGAAGAAUUGAAGAGACAACGUGAGGAGAAAUUGAAAGAAGUGGAAACUAUCAAAGCAACCGACCCCAAGGACUUUUGGAGAAAGGAUCUCAAGGUCAUUCUUGAGCGUUGGGAGGAAAUUCUGGAAGAAGAUGAACAAAUCGCAAAGGCAGCCAAGCCAUUAGCAAGUGCAACCACCCGCAAACGAAAGAGAGCACCUGCCAAGCCAAAGGCCAAGAAAGUAGCAGCUAAAACAGAAGAUUAG